Molecule: messenger RNA, 669 nt
Organism: Dichomitus squalens LYAD-421 SS1
Lineage: Eukaryota; Fungi; Basidiomycota; Agaricomycetes; Polyporales; Polyporaceae
Exons: 6
Coding region: 28-297 (89 amino acids)
Source: RefSeq, a predicted model, not a curated record
UCUCACCCCAAACAAUAUCAAAUCAUAAUGGAGGCACCAAAGCCCGCGAUGACCACCUCUGCUCAACCUCAGGCCGUGCAAAUGAGCGCUAUGAACCCUCCCGCCAGGCAGGGCAACCAGACGCAUUCCGAGGAAUGCCAGCGCAAGCGCAGCUUCGCUGAACGCCUUCGUGGUGGUGGCGCCGCCAGGGACUGCUUCCUAGGAAUAGUCGAGUGCUUCAUCUGCUUCGAGUGCUGCAAAGACUGCUGCGAGUGCUUCGCGGACAUCAUCUGCUGCCCGUGCGAGAUGUGCUGCUGAGCGCAGAAAAUGCCCCCUUCACAGCCAGGUUGUGCCACGGCCGAUUGAUGACGUACAGGACCCUUCCGAUAGUUAUUGUAUCAUAGACACUGGACGACUAGUAUCUGUCGGAGCCCUUCGUUCCAUAGUCCGCAGUGUACACCUGACGCACGAGUAUGUAUAUUUCUCCACUAUGACAUACCUGCAUGAGGGGAGUGUGCGCGAGCGUGUCCUGGGGCAGGCACGGGCGCCUGAACGCCAGUGACCGCAUCGACCUGGAACACAUGAGACGGGCGGUGCGUCGUUCGUGCGCGGUCAAGCUGUCACCGUAUCUCGGCGGGGGCCCUUGGCCGGCGUAGUCUGGAGCUUCUAUAAUUAGAAUCUGGCAUCCGC